Messenger RNA from Cinara cedri, 261 nucleotides. The record is from the annotation of a GenBank genome assembly. NCBI's taxonomy places the organism in Eukaryota, Metazoa, Arthropoda, Insecta, Hemiptera, Aphididae.
AUGUUUAAAAAUAUGUUGGAAAUAUUAUUCCAAAAUACAAUCAUAACAGAAGUGAUAAAAAAACGAAGACUCCAAUGGGCAGGCCAUGCUUGGAGGAGCCAAAAUGAGCUAAUUAGAGCAGUAUUAGAACAAAAACCGCGAGGAAAAAGACCGCUGGGAAGACUCAAAACAAGAUGGGAAGACGUCGUAGUUAAAAAGGAUGUACAAUCGCUAGGAGGAGAAACGAACUGGAAAGAAAGAGCAACGGAUAGAGAAGAAUAG